AGAAACAAAAUAUCAUAAAUAUCAGAUAUUUUUGUCUGAGAGAUUAACAAUUAUUGUGUACAAAAACUUCGUAUUAUUGCGUUGAGAUAUAAUAAUAAAAAUCGGGUAAAAGGUGCGAGACAAGAGUGUGGCAGUGCACGUGGAGUUUGAACAUGUGGUGGUGUGAGCAGUGAGGUCAAAAUUUGGCAAGAAAUACAAGAAAAUAAGCCAAGAAUAGAACACAAAUAAGAACAAGAAAUAUACAUAAAAGCGGGAGUCGAUACAAAAGCAUUCAGUCCCACGCCAAUUACUGGACAGGGUUGGAGUGGAGGCGGGGGCAGUGAUAGGGCAGGCAUACAGUGGUACAGCCAUCUCAGGGAGUAACUAGACCUCCUGACCUGCCAUGACUACACCUGCCAAUAUCCAGUGACCCAGCGAGCCAGGGAGCGCACCACCCAGCCAAAGGACACAGCAGAGAUGAAGGUUGACGCUCUGCUGAAGGAAUUGGAGGGCAGUCUUCCAAUAGCCGCCCUGAAUGAAUUCAAUACUGCAGUGGAGGAGAGUAGUGAGCCACACGCCAUCAUUCACGAACUACUCCUCACCUCAAGGAAAUGCAAUGAAAUCCUGGACCUGUUGCUGGCAGAGAAGCGAACCAGUUCAGAGCUAGCCACCAUUUUUAUUACUCUUGGUCACAUAGUUUUAAACAUUGCUGGUGAGAUAACAGAAUACACUCAUGUUGGUCUUCACAUCACUCAGCAAGUACUUCACAAUCAUGAAACAGCCAUCUAUAAACUUACUGGACAUGGAAUUACCAACAGAUCUUCAAAGGCUAUGCUCCGUUGUCUUACAGGAAUGGUUAUGCUUGGAGAAGAGGCUGCAAGUGAUGUAUUGUCUACAUUGGAUUGGGGAAGAAUUAAUAUUGGAGUCAUUGCACAUCGGCAGAAUUCAAAGGAUGUGUAUGAUGUUCGUGCCUGGUGUAUUUACUUAAUUUUGGCCUUCCUGAACUCCCAUAAAGAAUCUUGUGUUAUAACUCAGUUUCUUCAAAAAGAUGACUUGCUGCCGGCCAUAUUUCCUGGUCUUCUUUGGGAUCCUUGUGAACGAGUCAUCAAUGUGCUGAAGGUGAUGCGUGAGUCUGUGCUGUUCAAUCCAAAUGUCACAAAGACCAUGAAGAUAGCGAUUUUUACACCUGAACGUACCAAAUACCUUCUUUACCUUUACAAGUGGAAGGGGCCUGUUGGAAAGCUUGCUACAGGAGAGGAUCUUGAAGACUUAGAUAGUGACUUGGCAAAAGAAGUUCUGAGUGAAAGAGCUCAGAUCAAAGAAGUUCUUCAUCCCUUUAUGUUAAUUCUCUUCACUUCAGCUACUAGGGGAAUUAUAUUUACAGAAAGGAUUCAAGAAGGAGCAAUGAAGUCAAAUAAUUUGCAUAGCUAUAGGAUUUUACUUCAUUUAAAGACACCAUGGCAAAGUCCUGAGGAGAGAGAAUUAAUGGGUUCCUUCUUGGGUAAGUGUCCUGACCUUCUCAGGACGUAUCUCGCCUCUUUGAAGGACUCACUUGAACCAAGACCUACAACAGGCUUUGUUUCCCUCAUGGACAUGGUGACUUGCAUUAUUGACAGUCAGAAACCGUGGUUGAAAAUAGAAACACAUGGUCUUCAAUGGGCAGUGGGAUGCAUCAUACCUCAGCCACUUGUAUAUCUCUACAUCAAGUCUUUGUUGGAGUCAUGUGACAUCUCAGUCAGAUAUUCUGGCAUUAUGCUUGUGCUUGCUAUGUUGUCCAAAACCAAGGAGACCAUCGAGAACAUUAUGAAUAGCAAGCAACUCUCACAGAAAGUAAAACAUGAAAAUCAAGAGAAUGUCAAGAAAAUAGUGUUGAAGGUUUUGAAGCCAAGUAUCAUUAUUACUUGUUGGAAACUUGCUUUUUAUAAGGAAAUAACUGACACCAUGAAAAUGGAAGGGACUUUAGUUCAACAUUUAGUGCCACCACAGAAAAUCAGUGAGCUUCUAAAGCUUAUCAAAGUCCUAAGUUUGUAUAAUGAAAUGCAACCCAUUGAAGCCAUAUAUGAGAUUGUUGACCCAUUAAAGGUACUGGAGAUCAUACAUAUGGUACCAGUAGAUGAUGAUGAUUGUUCAGAGGAAUAUAAGGAAAAAAUAGAACUUCAAAUGAUGUGUCUAGAACUUAUGGCUCACAACAGGAAAAGUCUGGAAAGUGUUAUUGACACUUUAACAACUGCAGAUGAGUUUAAUGAGAAAGUUAAAGAAAAUAUUUUAUAUAAAUUGAUAAGUAUAUAUGUACAAGCUAAAAGGGCAUCAGUAACAAAUAAGAGUGAAGAUCUGAAGGUUCUUCUAAUUGAGAAAUGCUGCAGGAUUUUGUCAAAUGUUCUUGCUGAAGUAGGAUUACCUGCGCAUUAUGAUGGAAGUAUUAAGGUUUGGUUAAAACACAUUACACUUGAAAGAGAGACAAAACUUACAUCUUUCUUAACCAAAGUAAUUCAGAAGACGGUGUCAUCCCUUCAUCACUACACAGAUGUUGUUAUCAAGAUGAAAAGUCAGUUGAGGGAAAAUACCAGCCAGGAGAUGGGAAGUUCUUUUACCGAGUCAUUUGAAACGAUGGAAGUUGUGGAUAACCAGGAAGUGUCAAACCUUUCAGUUUCCAUGCCAUUUUCUCGAUUGGUUCUUGGUGCAGUUAACUUGCUUGAAGAAGAAUCAGACCCAGACUGUAUUGAUUACUUUUCAAAAGUAAUUACUGAUUAUCAGUAUUCUGUGAAUGAUCCAGAAUUGUUGACUGCUUUUCUUCUUCACAAUGAAAAGGUUAUGACACCAACAUUAGUCAACUAUUUGAGAGCCUGGUGCAGAGAAACCUCCAGCAAAUCACAAGAUGUCAAUGUCUUAGCAGAAAACUCCAACCUUUCAGAGAUACUGAAAUAUCUUUUUAUGACUGAUGAUGUGCAAGCAGUAGAAAAUUUACUAAGUCUUGAAAAAUUGACAGAAGUGAUAUCCACAUCUGAUUUGGACUUGAUCAUCUCACAGAUUAUCUUGUACAUACAUUUGAAAUUAGGCAUGAAGAAGAACAAGAAAGUUCUGAAAAAGUAUGCAGAUCUUUUGAAAGAGAUUUACUCAUUCCUUGAAGAUAAUGAUCCAAAUAAAGCUGAGCAUGUAUUGCAGACUGUGCUGGAACAUCCCUUGAUAUUGACAGCUUACAAACCAUUCUCCUCAAAAAACUUUGCAGUUACUGAGCUGAUUCAGGAUUUUAUCGCAGCUAUUUCAGCAAAGCAGCCAGAACUUGUCUCAAAAGUAGUUCCAUAUUUUCAUAAUAUAAUGAAGGCUUUGGAAUUUCACCUCAAUAGAAAUGAUGUUGUAAAUUAUUGGGAUCCACUUUCACCUUUCAUUAUGUUGAGUCACACAGUUGUGAGUUAUGAAGCAGCUGAACAAAUGCUCACUGCUUGCCUUAAGACUCCAUGUUCUAUAUCUGAUGCCUUAGAAACUCUUUUGAUUGAGCUUCUAAAACUUAUUUCAAGAACAACAAGUUUCAAGAGGAAGUUAAAAGAAGAAACUGUUGAGCUUCUGUUCAGCAAGUUUUAUGAAUGGGGAAGAGCUAAGGAAGUAUCUGCCUCACAUGAAAUUCUCACUCAGCGUGCUGAAACUCUGCUGAUUCAAGUGUUAAGUCCUGCAGCUAUUGAACAGCUUACUGCAGGGAAUUUGAAAUCUCUGCUGCAGUUCCAGCCACCGUGUCCAGAUCUUUGUUGCCACAUAGUGAAACAGCAUCCGCAGCACAGCCACACCCUUGCUAAGUACCUGAAGAAGCAUGGAACCAUUUUACCACAUCAGGCUCCUCUUUUAGCACAACUUUUGAAUCAGAAUGACAUUGCUGAGAAGGCGACUGGAGCACUCAUUAAGGUUUUGAGUGAAAUAAAGACGUGGAUCCUGGAUUUUGAGGGUGAGGAGGAUAAAACAAGUCUGCUGCUUCCACACAUCUUCAGCAAGGGAUUAUUGGAUGAAGAGACUCUGACGGAUGUUUGCCACAAGCUUUAUGAGGAGAUAGUCACCAAGAAGCAAUCACCACCCAAAAAACUGAUGUGUUUGUUACCAGUGUUCAAAGUGCUGAAGACAUUCCCUGCUGAUCUGCCAGGAGAACAUUUGUCAGUGCUCCACAUCUGUCUGAGCUGUAUCAAAAUGACGUAUCAGAAAGAAAACCAGCAAUCAGGUCUUUUGUUGAGUGUUGUUAAGCUGGUAAAUGAUAUUGUUGCUGAAGUUGAUGAGUCUUCACUUCAAAGCAAUCUUACCAGCAACAAACUUUGGUCCUCUUUUGCCAAACAGGUCUUACGUGUUGGAAUUACUGAUCCCAUCUUAGGCCCUGACUUGGUACAGACCCUUGCCCAGUUGUCGUCAUUUGUAUAUAGAAAAGAUGGCAAGAGUAUAGGUGGAGAAUGUGUUCUUCCCAUAAAUACUCUCUACCAAAUGAUCAUGGCACACUCUCAGUAUUUGGCACUCAUGUUCAAUGAAGAGGAGGAAUGGGAGAAGCUGAAAGAGAAAGUGGUAUUACUGCAGCAGACACUUGUAGAUUGUGAAGAAAGUGUGUGUCAGGAGAACCAUGUGCCUAUCUUGCUUGGGGCAUAUGGUGCAUCAAUGUCACUUCUGGAUCAACGGAUUCUAAAACUGCUGUUCACCUAUGAAAAGAAGGGUUACAUGACCAGCUACCAACCAGUCCUGUGGGGCAAAGCUGCUAUUGUUCAUUUUGGUGUGAAAACUCAAAACAUAGGUUUCUUCAGAGAUCCCAUGCCAGAACAAGUGCUGGGCCAGCUAAGCAUGGACAAAAUUCUGCACACCUGCUACAACUUUAACACAAGGCUGCCUUUGGAGCCAACAGACAUCAGCAAGGAGGACAAAACAGUGUAUGAUGUUCGAUUUCUGCUGCCACUGAUGUUGUAUUUGUCUGAAGAAGAAAGAUUAAGUGAAAUAGAUUAUGCAGAAACUGGUGCAGCUGUUCUGGGCCUCAUAGCCCUUACAUCACAUGAGCAGCCAGUGUGGGGUGCCGGUGCUGCCAUUCUUAGAUGCAUGGUUCAUAAAAUGGAGAAAUCAAGACAUAAAAGAUUAAGUCUACCAUGGUUUUGGUUGGUAGGAGUUGUCAGUUGUGCCUUGAAAGGAAAGCAGCGGCGCCUGCCAGCACUGACAACUCACUUCCUCAUCCAUGCAUCUCAGCUUCUAUCUCAGCCAGAGCAUCCCUUGUAUUAUAUAGUUCUCAACUAUGUUUAUUUGAAGCCUGACUUCAAACUGUAUUUAGUUCCUGAAUUGUUUAGACUGUACAAUUCUGCACAUAUAACUGACAGUGAAAAGCAUAGGUCAUUCCUGCUUUCCAUCCUCUCAUCUGGAAUCCGGCAGAUUCUUGACUACAAAAUUAGCCAGAGAAGCUUCACUGCAACCCUCAUGAUGGGCAUGCUUCAGGCCCCUUCAGAUGACAAUGAACUCAAGGUACAGGUUCUUGAAGUGCUGGAAGCAAUGGUGCGCAUUCCUCUUGGUGCUGUUGAACUUGUGGUGCAGCAUAGUCUUUUGACUGUGCUGUCUGCAGUGUCAUCACCUGACACCCAUGAUCCCUCAAGUAGCAAAUCCAGCCAUCUAUUGCUUCUAUCAAGUGUAGUGAAAGUUUUGAAUGCUCUCUGGGAAACACUGUUUCAGACUACUGUUAGGGAAGAUAUAGUAGCAAGUGAUAUUCCUGACAAGCAGUUAUUAGAAGUAGAUGAUAGUCACACUAAAAGAAAAGCAGAUCCUGAAACCAAGACUAAUUCUCCUAAAAGAAUUAGACUUGAUUCAUGCUCAAAGGAUUUUGAUGAAGAUGUAAAUGAAGAUGAAAAGUUGAUGGAUUCAAAUGUUCCAGUGCAGAAAUUAUUGCCUCCAUUAUUUGUUUAUGAAUAUCUCAAUACUCUCAAACUACUUCUACCAGUUGUCAUUGCAAACUCUCCACUCACUACUGUGGCGACACAUUUGCAGCUUGUGUCAGACACUUUGCAUUAUGUUGAGACAAUCAGAGAGUCAGUAUUCACUGAGAAACAGAGGAUACGCUUAGUGGCGAUGGCUCCGGACAUUAUGAAAGAACAGGUAUCUAAAAGGAUUCAGUGGAACAUUUUGCAUGAUCUUCUACAAGGAUUCCUGACUGAUGAUGAAGAAGUGAGGCUGCUCGGAACCAAGAGUAAAGACUUCUUAGAGAAAUGGAGAAGUGAGCCCCUCAGUGUCGCUUUACAGAAACUGGAACAUAUUGAGUCUGAUGGUGAGAAAAGUCCUCAUGAUAUUAUGGAAUUGAAGGAGGCUGUUUUGAAGCUUUUAAAUGUAUUAGGAAGAUAAUGAAAAGAAAAGGAAACAUGGAGAACUGAAGGGGGAUAAAUAAUUAUUAGUGUUGCUUCCAUUUAUACUAGAUCUCUGUCAAUGUGCAGAAAAUAGUGUAUGUGUUUGUAUGUGUGUUCUUUCCAGCAGUUACUGUGAAAGAAAAUUUGGAGUGCAUAUAGUGAGCUGUGUUUGGAGAGUGUUGUAUGUUUCUACUUGUGAUGUGUUUUUUCAUUGUUAGGGAGUUGUGUAAAGAAUGUACUAUAUGUUAAGUUGCAAUUAAAUAUUUGUAAUUUC
Portunus trituberculatus (swimming crab) is the source of this 6588-nucleotide messenger RNA. RefSeq names its product nucleolar pre-ribosomal-associated protein 1-like. Lineage: Eukaryota; Metazoa; Arthropoda; Malacostraca; Decapoda; Portunidae. The transcript is spliced from 15 exons. Gene Ontology annotation, cellular component: nucleolus. The record is from RefSeq and is a predicted model, not a curated record. Bases 457 to 6312 code for a protein of 1951 amino acids. Gene Ontology annotation, biological process: maturation of 5.8S rRNA from tricistronic rRNA transcript (SSU-rRNA, 5.8S rRNA, LSU-rRNA); maturation of LSU-rRNA from tricistronic rRNA transcript (SSU-rRNA, 5.8S rRNA, LSU-rRNA).